AUUUGACAACCGAAACUUAAUUUUAACACUUCCCUCUCUUUCUCUUUCAUCCGCAUUACUCUGACCUUUUUCUUUUGUGAGAAUCCUCCUUCCCAUCUUCUAUUCCUUCCAUUCGCUGCAUUGCCUCGGAUUUGCCGCAAAAAGGAGGUUGAUUUUUAUUAUUUGUUUUCUUCUUCUUUCUCCUCUGGCUAGAAUUAGCAAGCACGCUAGAUUUGAGCUUUUGCUAACGAAGAUCUCAACCACUCAUGUCGCUGAAGUGACGUCUUGAAGGGAGUUUCAGGGAUCUCGCAGAGCCUUGCAGAUCUUUGCAAUUCCUGAGGUUUCUUCUGCUGGGCAUAGUUUGGUCAAUGAUGGGUUGGAGAUACAAGGCUGGUUUGUUCCUUAUAGCCGCCGUUGUUCUGAUUUGGGUCACCUCGGCUGAAGUCACUCAGGAUAUUUUCACAGAUUACAAGCAGCCAUUUGCAGUGACAUAUCUUGGAGCUUCUCUCAUGGUAGUUUACCUCCCGCUUGCAUUCAUUAAGGACUGGUUGUGUAAUCUCCUUAAACGCCACUCUUCUAAAACUGGUAAGAAUGUGGAAAGCAAGGAUGAGCCUUCUUCUGGGAUUGUUUCUCCUCUCAAAGGCAAUGGAGUGCAGAAACAGUUUGAACUGGAAAUAUUAAAAGAUAGUGAAUUAGACCUUUCAGCUCUUGCAGAAGGAAAGCCGUUAAUAGCUAGACACAGUGACAAGCACGUGCUAAAGGCAGAGAAGGAACUUACUUCUUGGGAAAUUGCUAGUUAUGGAUUUGUCAUUGCCCCUAUCUGGUUUUUGACAGAGUAUCUAUCAAAUGCUGCCCUUGCACGGACUAGUGUUGCAAGUACAACAGUAUUAUCAUCUACUUCAGGACUUUUCACUCUUUUCAUUGGUGCAUCCAUGGGUCAAGACUCUUUAAAUGUUUCCAAAGUAGUUGCUGUGUUUGUCAGUAUGGCUGGGGUUGUCAUGACGACUCUGGGGAAAACUUGGGCUGCAGACGAGUCACAAUACAGUGCUGACAAUGAGAAACGCUCUCUGAUUGGAGAUCUUUUCGGCCUUCUCUCAGCCAUCACAUAUGGUCUCUUUACUGUUCUUCUGAAAAAAUUCUCUGGUGAAGAGGGAGAAAGGGUUGAUGUGCAAAAGCUAUUUGGAUACAUCGGAUUGUUUACACUUGUUGCCCUAUGGUGGCUUAUAUGGCCACUGACAGCCUUGGGAAUAGAGCCUAAAUUUACGAUUCCCCACUCUGCUAAAUUGGAAGAAGUGGUUCUUGCUAAUGGAUUUGUUGGAAGCGUACUCUCGGACUAUUUAUGGGCACUUAGUGUUGUAUGGACUACCCCCCUUGUGGCCACUCUGGGCAUGUCACUCACCAUUCCUCUGGCUAUGGUGGCUGACAUGGUCAUCCAUGGUCGGCACUAUUCAGCAAUAUAUAUUCUAGGCUCAGCUCAGGUGUUUGCAGGUUUUGUGAUAGCUAAUGUUUCAGACUGGUUCACAAAGAAGUUGGGUUUGUAGCGUUUUGUGUUGAACCGUAUCCUAAUCUCUCUAAAAACACAUUCUUUUACUGGGCGGUCCACUGUCCUGGUUGGGUGCUGCGCCACAAAUGCCUCGGUCCUGGUUUGGCAUCCUCAUAAAAGAAAUAAAGGGAAGAAAGAGGACAAGAGUGUGUAUAUUUCAUACUGUAUUCGUUGGCUGUGUAUAUGAUUCUAGAGUGAGCUGGUAUUUGCUGUGACAUUUAUGGACAUCAUUAGGUCGUGCUGUUAGCAAGCCUGUUUCUGUUUGUUAUUUUCACAUACGUAAAUCGUCAAAUUCAAUUUUCCAGUUCAUUCUUUUGCUUUUGA
Molecule: messenger RNA, 1846 nt
Organism: Neltuma alba
Lineage: Eukaryota; Viridiplantae; Streptophyta; Magnoliopsida; Fabales; Fabaceae
Exons: 8
Coding region: 348-1520 (390 amino acids)
Cellular component (GO): membrane
Source: RefSeq, a predicted model, not a curated record